AUGGUUCACUCACUCAUUACCUCUCUCGCCCUCUUCGGCGCAUCUGCCACGGCCCUCUCGGUCGGCUCAGCCCACGUCGUCAACCAAUGCAGCUACGAUGUCUACCUGUGCAACGUUCCUGCCUCUGGCGGCGGCUACGAGGAGUCCGACCAGACUCUGUCCGCCGGCAACUCGUGGACGCAGCAAUGGACCGAACUCUCCAACGGCGAUGGCUGGUCGAUCAAACUUUCCCACUCCACCGCGCUCGAAAACAUCCUCCAAUACGAGUACACCUUCCACAAUGACGGAAUCAUCUGGUACGACUUGAGUUGCGUCAACGGCAAUCCAUGGGACCAGGACUGGGAGAUCACUUCUAGCACCGACUCUUGCAGCCCCAAGCAGCAAGCCUACCGCUAUGCCACCGACGACGCAUACGGCAUGCAAGCUUGCUCCCAGGACGCUUCCAUCACCGUCACUCUCUGCUCUGGCGUGUCUCAGGACAACGGAACCGCCAUCACCUCUGCCUCCAGUUAUGGUUCUGACUCCAGCUCCGACUCCAGCUCUUCCUCUAGCUCUUACUUCAGCUCUUACUCCAGCUCUGACUCCGGCUCUGAUUCCUCUUCUUCCUCGUCCGCUGCCGCUUCGGCAUACAGCGCCCCAGCCUCGUCGGCAGCCUCCUCCACCGCUGCUCCUGCAUCGUCGGCUGCUCCGUCAUACAGCUCCAACUCUGACAACGACGAAUCACCCGCCGCGCCUUCGUCGACCUCAGCGCCUGUGUCCUACGGCUACGACUGGUACGGCAACGACGGAGAAGGACAGAGUUCCACUCCUACCCCCACCACCUUUGCCACCUCGACGACAGCCACCUCUGUCGACAAUAAUGGAGUGAUCGUCACGGAUGUGGAGACCGUCGUUGUCACCAACAUGGUCACCCAGACCGCCAUCGCCUACGGCCCCAACUCGCGGGUCAAGCGUCAACAGCACCAGCACGAGCACGAGCACCACGUACACGGUCACCAGCACCGAGCGGCAUAG
Molecule: messenger RNA, 1014 nt
Organism: Lecanosticta acicola
Lineage: Eukaryota; Fungi; Ascomycota; Dothideomycetes; Mycosphaerellales; Mycosphaerellaceae
Source: the annotation of a GenBank genome assembly